UGGGGUUAAUCGACCCUUGUCAACCGGACCAUUCUUACUACGGAGUGUAUCAGUGUAACGUUGAUAGAGUCCCCCUCCCCAUUUUCUCCAUCAAAUUUGAAUUUCAAAACCAACACAGACUCAUUUUUCUGGGCUCUUUCUCUACAAUGGCCCCGCCUUUCAUUUUACCCCCAAAUCUCCAUUCACUGGAGGAAGAAGACGCCGACGGCAGCCGUCUCACCGUACAAAACCUCACCUCCAUUUCCUCUCUUCGCUCAUCUGAACAGGAAGAAUUCGUGAAAGGCGUGUCCUAUGACCUAACCGAUAAGGAGCUCUUCUGCAUCGAAGAGCAGGAUGUGUUCGACCGGGUGUACUCGCUUGUGAAGGAUUUCUCAAAGCUAUCUCCGCCUUGUAAGCUCAAUUUGGUUGAGUCUCUGAGGUCUAAUCUCAGUGUUUUGCUCCCAAAUGUGGAUUUGUUCUCAAGGUCGUGCCAGAAUCAGGAUGGGAGACGCAGUGACGAUGAUAGCGACCAAGGAGACGAUGAGGACAGUUCAGUUUCUGAUCGCUUGGCCUCACACCGGAAUGCUUUCAAGAUUUACUCAUUCUUUCUCAUGCAUAUUGUGCUUAUUGAGGAGUUUAAAUCAACCCCUAACAACAGUACAAAAGUGGUGAUGGCCAAUGGGCGGAAGAAGCAACAUGUUAGUACUUGGAAUUGGGAUCCCCAAAGGGCAAAGAUACUGACUUUAAUUGCUAAUUCCUUAGAGAUCAACCUCACUGUGCUUUUUGGCUCUUCAGAUCCUGAUGAAAAUUACUUGUCUUUCAUUGUGAAGAAUACUUUCACCAUGUAUGAGAAGCCUACAAUUUUAAAGGAUUCAGUUACAAGGGAUGCCUUGAACCGGAUAAUAGCGACAUGUGCAACUAAGUUCCAUCAUACAGCACAAUCAUGUGCUUCAAUUCUUCACUUGAUUCACAAAUAUGACUAUACUGUUCCUCACUUGGCGGAUGCAGUUGCUGGGGCCGAAAAGAAGUUUGCAGAUGGAACCCUGGCCACUUCUCUUAUUAGAGAGAUCGGAAGGACAAACCCAACAGAUUAUGUAAAAGAUGCUGUUGGAGCUGAAAAUAUAGGAAGGUUCCUUGUUGAGCUUGCUGAUCAGUUGCCUAAGCUAGUUUCAACUAAUGUGGGAUUAUUGAUCCCUCACUUUGAUGGGGAAUCUUAUAAGAUAAGAAAUGCUCUUGUCGGGGUGUUUGGGAAGUUGGUUGCAAAGGCCUUCAAUGGCACUGAAGGUGAAAUGAGUUUAAAAUCUAUUAGCCUUCGAACAAAGCAGAAAAUGCUGGAAAUGCUGUUGGAACGUUGUAGAGAUGUCUCAGCUUAUACACGGAGUCGAGUCCUUCAAGUUUGGGCUGAAUUAUGUGAAGAGCAUUCUGUUUCAAUUGGUAUGUGGAAUGAGGUUGCUGCACUGGCUGCUGGAAGGUUAGAGGAUAAGAGUGCUAUUGUCCGUAAAUCUGCACUUAAUUUACUCAUUGUAAUGCUUCAGCAUAACCCUUUUGGUCCACAACUUCGAAUAUCCACUUUUGAAGCAACUCUAGAACAAUACAAGAAGAAACUGAAUGCACUUGGACCACCUGCUCAAUCAGAGACUGUUCUGAAUGGUGAAGAUUGCAACUGGGAUGGCAAGUUACACGUGGAAGGUGCUGAAGGGAUGUCCAAGGAACUGAAUGAUAGUUUAACGGAUAGCUGCUUGUCUCAAAUGCAAGAGCAUACCACACAUAAGGAUAACUAUGUGCCAGAUGUUGGUACCCUGGAGGAAACAAGGACUUUGGUUGCAUCAUUAGAGACGGCACUUCAAUUUUCUAAAUGUAUGUCUGCUACCAUGUCAACCCUUGUUCAACUAAUGGCAUCAUCUUCUGCCACAGAUGUGGAGAACACGAUUCUUUUGCUAAUGAGGUGCAGACAGUUUCAGAUUGAUGGUUCAGAAGCAUGCCUCCGCAGGAUGUUGCCCCUGGUAUUUUCACAGGACAAAGCAAUUCAUGAAGCAGUUGAGAAUGCUUUCAUAACGAUUUACAUACAGAAGAACCCAAUAGAAACUGCAAAGAAUCUCUUGUGUCUUGCUAUUGAUUCAAAUAUUGGAGAUCUUGCAGCACUUGAGCUCAUAAUUGGAGAAUUGGUAUCCAAAGGCGAUAUAACAUCUAGCAUGUUAUCAGCACUAUGGGAUUUCUUUUGUUUCAAUAUUGGUGGAACAACAGCCAAGCAAAGUCGUGGCGCUUUGUCUGUAUUGUGCAUGGCAGCAAAAACAUCAACUGUGGUUUUCAGCUCCCAUCUUUCAGAUAUUAUCGACAUUGGGUUUGGACGCUGGGCAAAAGUUGAGCCGUUACUUGCAAGCACAGCAUGCACUGCAUUGCAAAGGUUAUCUGAAGAAGACAGAAAAAAGUUGUUGUUUACUAAUGGACGUCGGGUAUUUGGCAUCUUAGAAAGUUUAGUUAUUGGACAUUCACUUCCUCAAAGUAUAUGGUACGCCACUGCUGAUAAAGCAAUAACUACUAUAUACACAAUUCAUCAUUCUCCUGAGAAAGUAGCUGUUGAUCUGGUGAAAAGAUCUCUUAGUUCCGUGUUGGAUUGCAGCGGGGGGGAAGAGCUACAAACUGACAUUGAAAAUGGAAGCUCCAAUUUGAAUGUAUCCAUUAGUGUACCAAAACUUAGUAAAUAUCUAUUUAUUGUAAGCCAUGUAGCUAUGAACCAUUUGGUUUACAUUGAAUCACUAGUCCGGAAGAUUCAGAAAGAGAGAGUAAAGAAGGAGAGAAUGGUUUCUGAACAGAAUGCUGAUAACGCCAGUGUUGAGGCUCAGAAGGAUAAAAGUAUCAAUGCCGAGUUAGGUGUGGCGGCAUCUGAAGAUGCUUUACUGGAUGCACUUGCUGAAAGAGCAGAAAAAGAAAUCAUUUCUGGUGGUCCUAAGGGGAAGCUUUUGAUUGGGCAUUGUGCCCCUUUUCUUUCAAAAUUAUGUAGGAACUAUGCUUUUAUGCAGAAGUUUCCUGAACUUCAGGCAUCUGGAAUGCUCUCGUUAUGUCGUUUUAUGAUAAUUGAUGCUGCCUUCUGUGAUGAAAAUCUCCAACUCUUGUUUACUGUUGUGGAGAAUGCCCCAUCAGAAACUGUUCGUUUAAAUUGCACGGUUGCACUCGGGGAUCUGGCAGUUCGUUUUCCCAACUUGUUAGAGCCAUGGACCGAGCACAUGUAUGCACGUUUAAGAGAUCCAUCAAUUUCUGUGAGGAAGAAUGCUGUAUUAGUUCUGUCCCAUCUCAUCUUAAAUGACAUGAUGAAGGUAAAAGGUUAUAUAAAUGAAAUGACAAUCUGCUUAGAAGACGAGGAUGUACAAAUAUCAAGCCUUGCCAAACUGUUCUUCCAUGAGUUGUCAAAAAAGGGAAGCAAUCCAAUAUAUAACCUACUUCCAGAUAUCCUGGGCAAGUUAUCUACACAGAACCUGAAGCAAGAAUCAUUUUGCAACAUCAUGCAAUUUUUAAUUGGUUCAAUCAAGAAGGACAGACAGAUGGAAGCACUUGUUGAGAAGCUUUGUAUUAGGUUUAGUGGAGUUACAGAUGUUAGGCAGUGGGAAUACAUUUCAUAUUGUCUUUCUCAGUUAACAUUCAAUGAGAAGAGCAUGAAGAAGCUGAUUGAGUUAUUUAAAACCUACGAACAUGCCUUAUCUGAGGAUGCUGUAAUGGAUCAUUUUCAGAACAUAAUAACCAAGGUGAAGAAGUUUUCUAAGCCAGAAGUCAAGUCAUGCAUUGAAGAGUUUGAAGAAAAGAUUAAUAGAUUCCACAUUGAAAAGAAAGAGCAAGAACUUGCCGCAAAGAAUGCUCAAAGGCAUCAAGAAAAGAUGGCAAACCUUGAGAGCUUUAUGGCAAGUAAAAAAGAGGUGGAGGAGAGCAGUGAAUCUGAAGUCACAGAAGGUGGAGCAGAAGGUGAAGUCAACGAUCCAUCAACUGAAGGAUCAACAAAGUCCACAAGCCGGGAGAUAAAAUCAACCGAGGAGUCCAAUGCAGAUUCUUGUGCUUCUAGUGAGCUGACAACAGACACAGAGUUGGAGGAAAAUGAAGUUCAGUCACCACUCGUUCAUCCCAUAGUUGCAUCUAGAUCAAGCCAAAAGAAACCCAACAAAGUGGACCAAGUUCUUCAUUCUUUCCCUUCCAGCAAAACUCUCCGGUCAAAGAGACGGUAGUCAAAGGCCGGUGCUUUCAUAUGGAUUUCAGCCUGAAGAAUAUCAUCUUUCCAAGUUUUCUAGCUUCUCUUAUUUUGUUAUUUUCUCCUCUGGAGAAAUGCUGUAUAUGGUUCGUGUACGUGUUUCUUUUAAUCUUUCCUUUGAAAUAUAUACUCCAAAGCAAAUUGAUAAGCUCAAGCUUAUUACUUGUAUAAUUU
Messenger RNA from Cuscuta campestris, 4387 nucleotides. The record is from the annotation of a GenBank genome assembly. NCBI's taxonomy places the organism in Eukaryota, Viridiplantae, Streptophyta, Magnoliopsida, Solanales, Convolvulaceae.